Molecule: messenger RNA, 2367 nt
Organism: Cercospora beticola
Lineage: Eukaryota; Fungi; Ascomycota; Dothideomycetes; Mycosphaerellales; Mycosphaerellaceae
Biological process (GO): transmembrane transport
Cellular component (GO): plasma membrane
Molecular function (GO): transmembrane transporter activity
Source: RefSeq, a predicted model, not a curated record
AUCAUCUACACCAUGCCCUGCUCCUCUCUCACUGCUGCUGCUUUCCUCCCACUGACAUAGAUCUACACCCCUCCUCUUCCUCCUCCUCCUCUCACCGCUGCCCCGCUCGACACGCCAUGGCAGACGGGCACGAUGCGUCCACCGACGUGGAGAAGGCGCGCUCGGCGAGCAGACAGAACAGCAGCACACCCGACCGUGCUAGCACUCGCCGCAAAUGGACAAUGGGCAUAUUGGACGCCGACACAGAAGAAGUCCCCGGCUCCAUCCUGCUCCUGAGCAAAGCCUCGGAAUACAACGCGCCGCUGGGCAUGAAGAAUGCUCCCGCUCGCACCUCCGCCUCCUCCUUUCCCCAAUCCCCGCGCCCCGGUUCGCACUCGAGAUCGAGCUCUGUGGCCAGGGUUCGAUGGAACGUGCCGGAAAAGAAAAAGACGCCAGACGGCAAGAUUGUGCUGGAGCCACAGCCUGAUGAAAGCCUGAAUGACCCGCUGAACUGGGCAAUGUGGCGACGAGACGCCGCCUUGCUCUCGCUCGGCUUCUAUUGCAUGGUUGGAGGAGGAAUGACACCAAUCCUGGCUGCUGGCUUUCACGACGUAUCGGAGGAGUACAACGUCUCCGAGCCUCGAGUCGCCCUGACCACGGGUCUGUACAUGAUGGGAUUGGGUCUUGGAUCAGUCGUGCUCAGUCCGACGGCUAUCUUGUUUGGCAAGCGCCCCGUCUACCUCGCUGCUGCCAUCUGCUUCAUCCUCAGCUCCAUCUGGUGUGCCAAGUCGCCCAACUUUGGCAGUUUGGUUGCCGCACGUAUCUUUCAGGGUAUCGCGGUGAGUUCCGUCGAGUGCUUGCCGUCUGCCACUGUUGCAGAGAUCUACUUCUUGCACGAAAAAGCCUACCGACUGGGCAUCUACACUCUUCUCUUACUUGGUGGCAAGAAUUUGGUGCCUUUGGUUAGCGCUGCCAUCAUCCAAAGCUUGGGCUGGAGGUGGGUGUUCUGGAUGGUCGCUAUCAUUGUCGCUUUCGCCUGGUUUCUACUCUUUUUCUUUGUCCCCGAGACUUUCUGGGAUCGCACUCCAGUUCCACACAAGCACAGGCAUCCUUUGAGAAGCGUUCGCAGCAUUUCGCGCUCCAUCAUCCGAUCGAGCCCUCCCAGCCCGGAAUUGUCCCGUACCGAACGACCUGCUGCAAAGGCAACGGAAAUCCCAGGCGACGGUGAGAAGAGACGUGCAGCACACUUUGAAAAUGAUGUAUUGAACAACGAGCAAGACAGAAAUGGAAUAUCACAAGAGAAGGCUGCGUCUGAUGAGACCAAAGCUGGGCGCACCACUCCAUCGCCGCCACAGCCAGUACAUGUCCCGCACGAUGACUACUUCAGCCUUCCUCCUGCCGACCCUGCCGCUGCCGAAGCUCAGGUCUUCACACCAAAGGCAAAAGAUUUUGCGGAUGUUCCAGACCCUCGAAACGAAUACACAAAGCAAAACGCUGCUCAACCGCCAAAGACUUGGGUACAGUCGCUCAGCCCGUACUCUGGCAGAUUGUCAGACUCCUCCUGGCUACGAGUGAUGAUCCGGCCUUUUAUUCUCUUCGCCUAUCCGAGCAUCCUAUGGUCUGCCUUGGUGUACGCGCUCUCCAUUGGCUGGCUUAUUGUUCUGUCCGAAUCUAUCAGCAAGAUCUACAUGACUAGAGAAACUUACAAUUUUACUGCACUCCAGGCGGGCCUCGUCUACAUCUCACCUUUUGUUGGCGGCAUUCUUGGCACAGCUGUGGCUGGAAAAGUCUCCGAUAUCAUUGUCCGCUGGAUGGCACGUCGCAAUGGUGGUGUCUACGAGCCCGAGUUCCGACUUGUCAUGGCCAUUCCAAUCGCCAUUACCACUACCAUUGGUCUUAUGGGUUAUGGCUGGUCGGCUCAUGAGAAGGACGCUUGGAUCGUUCCCACCAUCUUCUUCGGCUUCAUCUCCUUUGGCUGCUCACUGGGAUCAACAACGAGUAUCACUUUUGCCGUGGACUCUUACCGACAAUACGCUGGCGAGGCUCUCGUGACGCUGAAUUUUAGCAAAAAUAUCUUCCACGGGUUGGUGUUCAGUUUGUUCUUCAAUCAUUGGCUGGAAAGCGAGGGGAGCAAGGACGUUUUCGUUUCGAUUGGAGGUAUACAACUGGCGUGUAUGCUGACGACGAUUCCCAUGUACAUCUAUGGCAAGAGGGCGAGAAUGUGGACUGUGAAGAAGAAUUUUAUGGAGAAGUUUUGAUCUUAGAAACUGGCUUUUGGGAAAGGAGAGAUCUGUUGAAGCGAUUUUGCAUUGGCAUAGCGCGGUGCGUGGGUUUAGAAACCUGUUUUGACGAUAAUGAUAGAAUGAUCUUGACACGAAUUUUGGGAAG